UGCCCAGGGCAUCAUUUUUUGCACACACUGUGCUUCCCGUCCCCGUGUUUCCCGCCUCAGUCUUCCCUGGCCAUGGCCCACCUGCGACGCGAAGCUUCACCCCCCGCUAGCUCCGCUCGUCAACGGACUCGUUCUCUGGCGCUUCUCGUGUAUCCCUCUUCGCCGCCCGUCACCCGCGUCGACUAGAAUGGCAUCUUUGACCGAGAGCUACUACCACCUCGAUCCGAGUAGGAGACGUCCAUUGUGAUCGUCGUGACCAGCUUGUUGACGAUGACGAUGACGAUGACGAUGACGAUGACGUUGACGCUGACGGUGACGAUAAUAACUGGGAGAUACCAGCUUCUUUUCCUCCCUGCGCGCGGCAACAUGGCACGACGUUCGCGCGUCACGUCGUCGCUGCCGCUGCUAGGGCUACUCUCGUGUCUGUUGCUUCUACCGCCGACUGGUUUCGGCUCGCCCGACGCCACUGACGUACUUUCUGUUCACGAAUGCAGCUACAUUGUCUCGUCCCGACAUCCUCCUCUUCUUCACCUUUCUUCUUUUUCUGCUGCUGCUGCUUCUGCUGUGGAGCCAAACAAGACUGCUGCUGCACAAGCAGCAGCGCCACCCACCACAGGAGAAGCACCACCACCGGCAGCAGAUUUAACAGCAGCAGCAGCAGCAGCAGCAGCCACACAAAGUGCAAGUUUCUCCAGUUCUCCUGUGCCCUCCUCCUCCUCCCCCUCUCACUACCGUCGCUCCCCCUCCGCCUGCUGGAGUCGAAUUGAGAUGCGGUGCUACGCCGGCCCACACGGCAUGGCUCUUCGCUCCGAAGCCCUCAGGCGGAAGCUCCGGGCUUAUAACGAGUACAGGCGGGAGUGCAGCGCCAAAGAGAACAGAACCGCUCUUAAAGCCAAGCUCACGGGAGGCAUUCCCACGGAGUGCAGGUACCUGCUGUGGAGCUCCAAGUCAGGAGACGGGCAAGGCAACCAGUACGUGUCGCUGGUAUCCGCGUUUGUGUAUGCGCUGGUUACGAAUCGGAUCUUCCUGCUGCUGGCAGAGCAGGGGCCUGCGAAGCUCAUGUGCGAUCCGUUCCAAGGUGGGAAUGGGGGGAGUUGGAGCGGUGGUGCUGCUGAUGAGGGUGGUGGUAGCAGCAGUGCUGGUGGUGGUGGUGAUGCUGGUGCCGCUGAUACUAGUGGUGACAGUGGCGGUGGCAGUGCUGGUGCUGGUGCUGGUGCUGGGGUUGGUGUUGGUGCUGGGGAUGGGGAUGGGGCUGCUGCUGCUGAUAGUAGUGGUGGGAAGAGCGGUGCAGAGCGGUGGUUUGUGUUUGAGGACAAUCAGGAGGAGCUGUGGGCGGCGACAGUGCUUGCAAUGCAGCAGGUGGAGGAGUACUUCACUGUGCGGGUUCAGGCCAUGGCCAACGGCACCAGUGACUCCAUGCCCGUGCCACCAGCUCUCGGCGUGACCAUCUACCACUUCACGACCAACAUGAGCCUCUUCUUCUGUGCAUCGGAGCAGCGCUGGCUCGCUCGCGUGCCCGCACUCCUUCUCCAGGCAAACCAGUUCUUUCUGACCCCUCUCUUCUACAUCACCUCCUUCCGCCGCCACCUCUCCGACCUCUUCCCUUCCGGAAGGAUCUUCCAGACAAUUUCGCAGCUCAUCAUGUUUCCCCAGAACCACCUCUGGGCGGCAAUCACGCAGAAUAUUCACGCCCGGGCAGCCCCUGCUGCUGCCCGGAUUGGGCUGCAGUUGAGGCAUUGGCACGAGGAUACUGUGCGGGAUGCGGCAACGUGUAUUGAGGCAGCUUUGCUGAAGCCCGAGCUUGCAGAGGCGAGACUGGUAAGGCUGGACGGUGGACUCGCAGCCGAAGUAGGUACGGCUUCUCCUUCUGCCUUUGCUGCUUCUGCUGCUGCUGGUGCAGCAGCGGGGAAUAGUGGUGGGGUGGCUGGCAGCGGCAGUGAGGGGGAUGUCAGCAGCAGCAUCAGUGGCAACAGCAUUGGUAGCAGCAGUGGCUCGGAUAGUCCUGGAGAAAAGGUUGAAUCAGUGGCUGGAGCCAGGGGAGUGAGCGAGAGGGUGAGUGUAAGGGAUGUGACGGCAGUGGUGAUUGCAUCUCUCAAUCCCCAUGUGUGCUUCAAUGUCUCUCAGCUGCUCUUUCGCAGCACCGAUCCCCUCACCAACAUCACAUACACCAGCGGCGCUCCUGGUGCCAGCGAUGGGAUAAACAGGGGAAGCAGUGGAUACGAAGGAGGCGGAGGAGUGAAGGAUGAAAGAGGAGAGAAGGAUGAAAGAGGAGGAGGAGUAGCAACCCAAGGCAGCCAAAGCACAUCGGCUGACAGCUUAGAAGCUGCCUUCUCUGCAGUUCCCAGCACAGGCAUGGCCAGAGAGGCCCUUGUGAGCAGCAGCAGCAUCAGCAACGGCAGUAUUGCGCUCGAGCGCAUCACAGUGGAAACCUCCCAAACCGGCCUGCAGUCGGAGCUAGAGCACGCCAUAGUGGACAUCUACUCUCUAGCGCUUGCAUGCGACGUUGUCCUCACCUUCCCGGCCUCCACCUUUGGCUACCUCGUGUCGUCCCUCUUUGCGCGGCCGGCCUUCUUUAUUGAACGGUCUUGUUACAAGGCGCCUAUGGAGCCGUGCAUGCACCAUGCCCCGCCUCCCUUUCAGUGCCCGGGAGGGGGGGGGAAUAUCACGAGUGAUUAUGAGGGUUUGAGAUUAGCAGGUGUGCCUCUUCAACGUUGCCCCGACUCGUAUGAUGGUGUCCUGUUGCGACAAGAUAUUGUGAAAUAAGAGAUUUAUGUCAACAAAUAUAAUUGUUUAUGCUAG
Molecule: messenger RNA, 2799 nt
Organism: Closterium sp. NIES-67
Lineage: Eukaryota; Viridiplantae; Streptophyta; Zygnematophyceae; Desmidiales; Closteriaceae
Source: the annotation of a GenBank genome assembly